Messenger RNA from Drosophila ficusphila, 1353 nucleotides. Its product is annotated as G-protein coupled receptor Mth-like. The record is from RefSeq and is a predicted model, not a curated record. Lineage: Eukaryota; Metazoa; Arthropoda; Insecta; Diptera; Drosophilidae. The coding region runs from base 1 to 1353 and encodes 450 amino acids. The transcript is spliced from 6 exons. Gene Ontology annotation, cellular component: membrane. Gene Ontology annotation, biological process: G protein-coupled receptor signaling pathway; cell surface receptor signaling pathway. Gene Ontology annotation, molecular function: G protein-coupled receptor activity.
AUGCGUUUACCAAGGAUUUGGUUGGCCACAGUUCUGUUUGUGAUGAUACAAAGCUCGAGUGCGGAGAUCAUUGAUUGCGAUUUCUUCGAUACCGUAAGUCUCUCGGCAGAACAGAGGCUCUCGGACGGAUCCUAUUCCUAUAAUGAUGUAAUUAUUCCCGCAAAUUUGACCGGAACAUAUGACUUCCGGAUUUUGCCGGAUGGCCAAAGAGAAAAUGUCGCGAUUCACAUUAGAGGAUGUAUUUGUAAAGUAAAAACCUGUGUUAGGUUUUGCUGUCCUCCCGACCAUUUGUUUGUGGACAGCCAGUGCUUAAAAAACGAUAUGACAGAGGUCGAGCUGGAUCCUUUUCUAAACGUAACCCUUAAUGACGGAUCGGUUGUGAAGAAGCACUUUGCAGACGACGUUUUCGCACAAUGGCAUUUUCCAUUUCCCUGUGAUUCCAUGUUCUGCCUAGACAAUCGACGGGAAGCGGAUCAAUACAAUUUAUUCGAGAACGGAACGCUUUUACGCCUUAUUGACAACAUGUUUAUGGACAAAAGAGACUACUGCCUGCAGCAUUUUCCGUUUGAGGACGAAAACAAUAAUAUAUUCAUUAAAGUAACGCCCUUCAACUGUUUUUAUGAAGAAUCUUCAAAAACUGGACAAACCGUGGCAUUCAUAGGCUAUUUUUUCAUCAUGGCCGCGUAUUCAUGGCUGUCUGUUGUUAGCCUGAAUUUAUGGAGAUCGAGUUCCUUCCGCUCUGAGCCGCUACAUCUCUUUCGGACCUACAGCUUUUCCGCGUGGGGAAUAGCGAUGAUAUUGACAGGAGCCACCCUACUAGCUCACGAAUUCGUGAACAAUUGGAAUUGGAAUCCUCGUGUGGGCCACCAAGAUCACUGUUGGAUCGACACUAAAGACUGGUCUGCCCUGCUCUACUUCUUUGGACCGAUUCAGUUGCUUGUUACGCUCAACACCAUCUUUUUUAUCCUCACAGCUAAAAGAGUAAUAAUGGUAACAGGCGAGCUGAUGAACAACUCUGAGAAACAGAAUAUCAUCUUCUUUUUUCGAGUUUUUAUCGUCAUGGGUCUAUCUUGGAGCCUGGAAAUAUUUUCGUACUUGGUGCAAAACAAUAAAAAGUGGGCAGAUAUUUUUCUGGUGGCUGACUACUUUAAUUGGUCCCAAGGUACUUUGAUAUUUGGGCUGUUCAUUUUAAAGGGCAGUACGCUAAUACUCCUAAAAAAGAGAGUACUACCGAAUCGCAUGAGUGAAACGAUUCAGAAAUCCAGAGUAUCUCGAAGUUCAAACUCCGCAUCCGUGAAUCAGCACCCGCGAGCUAUUUCUUUGGAACCGAGUUCUCCUGGUGUGUACAAUUAG